CGAAAUACUGCUCCGUCACUCGUUACGGCCAUGCGGCCUUACCAAACGACAGUCCAGUUUGACGAGCGGUCGGGGCCAGUCCGUUGUCAUUGUGCAACACAUCAGUCAAAGUGUUGUCGCUCAUCUGAGUUAAUGAAAAAUCAUAUCUCCCACGCAAGCCAAACGACACCAUGGAUUUCUGGACAAUAACUUUGACGUUGAUCACAGGCGUGGUUGUGAUUCAUUUGUUUUUCGAACGCAAGUACAGUUAUUUCAAAGAGCAUGGAAUUCCGUAUGAGCGGCCGUUGCCAUUGUUCGGAAACAUGAUGAAAAUGUUAUUCAGAAUCGAGGCGAUACCUUACAACCUUGAUAAAAUCUACAAACGUUUUCCCGAAGCAAAGUACUUUGGUUUCUAUGACUUCACAACUUCGGUUGUCGUGUUGAAAGAUCUCGAACUGAUAAAAGAAGUCAUGAUCAAACAUUUCGAUGGUUUUCCGAACCGCAGGAUGUUCUUUACUUCGCCUAUGGAACCUCUUUUCCAGAAAAAUCUUGCCGCACUAAAAGACGACGAGUGGAAGAACAUGCGAACACUUUUGAGUCCAGCGUUUACCUCGAGCAAAAUGAAAAUGAUGUUCAACAUUGUAACGCAGUGCGCAAUGAACUUUGCCGAUCAUUUGGCUUCCCAGGAUCCGCAACCCGAAGCACUCGAGAUGAAGGACACGUUCGGUUUCCGGAUACAGGAUCAUGAAGUUCUUCAUUCUCAGAAGCAUCCCUGCUUGGCUUGCGAGCUCUUCAACAUCAGGUUUCUCGAUGUCAAAACAUCAAAUUUUUUCAUGAAUAUAAUAGAGACCACUAUAAAGAAAAGAGAGAGAAAUGGAAUCGUGAGACCAGACAUGAUACACCUGAUGAUGCAGGGAAGAGACAGAAAGGACGAUUUGACCUUGUCCAUGGAAGACAUGACCGCUCAAGCCUUCGUUUUUCUUGUCGCAGGAUACGAAGGUCCGUCAUCGACGAUGUGUUAUGCCGCCCAGCUUAUUGCGACAAAUCCUGAUGUUAAGAAAAAACUGCAAACCGAAAUCGAUCGAGUAUUGAAGGAUAAAAAACCGGAAGAAGUUACCUAUGAAGAAAUAAUGGCGAUGAAGUACCUAGGUGGUUUCGUCAAUGAAACUUUGAGGAUGUUCACACCUGGAGUAUUGCUAGACAGGAUUGGUUUCAAAGGAUUCACCCUUCCACCUGCAUUGCCUGGACUCGAGCCACUGGAGAUGGAACCUUUCCGAAAUGUUUGGAUUUCACUAUAUUCUCUGCAUCAUGACCCGAAAUAUUAUCCAAACCCUGACAAAUUCGACCCGGAAAGAUUCAGCGACGAGAAUAAGGGCAAUAUCAAUCCCCUGACCUACAUGCCUUUCGGAAUAGGUCCCAGAAUUUGUAUUGCGAAUCGUUACGCCCUGAUGAUAGUGAAGCUGGCAAUAUUUCAUCUCUUCGCCAAGUGCGACGUGCUGACGUGUCCGAAGACCAGUAAGAACUUGAGGUUCAGCGCUACGAAUAUCAGCCCACGGCCGGAUGGUGGCUUCUGGUUGAAAGUGACGGCAAGAAAAUAAUUGACAACCACAUUCAAUCAUGUGCCUUUUGAAUUCGGAAUAGAUUUUUCAACUCUCGGCCGUGUUGAAUUACAUCAUUUCGACUUUGGCACUGCGCGUGAUAAACAAUUGAUAAAAAUGUAGAUAACAAAAAUGCCAUCGAAUAUACUACAAAUAUCCGCACGUUUACAGCUCCUUCUCUCUUCUGGUAUUUGAUCUCGACGUUCGCAUAAUUUGUGGCAAUCAUAUGAGAACAAAUUUGGAAAAUCGUUACGCAUUUUCUGAGACCAAUCAGAAGCAAUGGCCAUCGA
Athalia rosae (coleseed sawfly) is the source of this 1867-nucleotide messenger RNA. RefSeq names its product cytochrome P450 9e2-like. The record is from RefSeq and is a predicted model, not a curated record. Lineage: Eukaryota; Metazoa; Arthropoda; Insecta; Hymenoptera; Athaliidae. The coding region runs from base 171 to 1577 and encodes 468 amino acids. Gene Ontology annotation, molecular function: monooxygenase activity; heme binding; iron ion binding. The transcript has 2 exons.